CUGCGAUGGCGCUUAUCGAGUACCCCACCAAGCUGCACGAGGCCGCCGCAAAGGCGGAGACCUCCACCGUGGCGUCGCUCAUCAAUGGCGACUCGAUCAAGGAGGUUGACUCCCUCAACCAGACGCCGCUGAUCAUGUGCGGGGGGGAAAACUUCAAAAUGACCCCGCUGCCUUGGGGGGGGGUGGGGGCGCACAAGCCGAUCGCCGAGAGCCACCCAGGCCUCCCCCCCCCCCCCCGGGACGGGCUCGACCACUUUGGCAACGAGUACAAGGGGACCGACAAGGCGCAGCAAAUCGGAAAGUACUCCGACUUUGUCGAGUACCUCGAGUCGCUGCCCGGCAUCAAGAAGAAGGAGUGAGCCCUCCCGCACCCGCGCGCAGCAAGCCGCUGCGAGUUCGAACGUGGGAGUUGAGGCGACGGCAUGGCGCGAGUGACGAACUCGUCGCUUUCGCGCUAUUGAGGGCGGGUGGCGAGGGUGUGCAUGAGACUACCGCUCCCGAGCAGACACCACGACCAGUGUGGGGACGCGAUGUAAUGCCAUGGGUGUCCGGGCCAGCAGAGAGGGGCUUGCGAGACCUCGGGGGGGGGGGGGGGGGAGAGUAGACCGUGGACGGAGGCGAGGGAUGUCGAGCAUCUCGCAGAGACGGUAGAGACGCGCGCACCGCAGUGCGCCUGUGCGCGGUCACCGGCGGUCAGUGGUGUUGCGAGAGUGUCAUUUUCAGGCAGCGCUCCGUGUCGUUAUAUUUUUGACAC
This is a messenger RNA of Emiliania huxleyi CCMP1516, 754 nucleotides long. RefSeq lists its product as hypothetical. The coding region runs from base 6 to 359 and encodes 117 amino acids. The transcript is spliced from 5 exons. The record is from RefSeq and is a predicted model, not a curated record. NCBI's taxonomy places the organism in Eukaryota, Haptophyta, Isochrysidales, Noelaerhabdaceae.